AUGCGUGAGGAUCAUAACCUCAAAUUUAUUGAUGCUGGACGUUUUAAAUUGAGGAGCAGAUUCUGGAUUCCUAAAGGAAGAACUGAAGUCAAACGAAUGAUAAACAGAUGUCGUGUCUGUAAGCGUUGGAACUCCACAUCGUUCAAACUACCGCCGGUGGCAAGUCUUCCUGAAACUCGCAUCAUCCGAUCUAGGCCCUUUGCACAUGUUGGUGUGGAUUACUUUGGCCCACUCUUGAUUAAAGGUAAUAAUAUGUCAACAAAAAGGAACGUACAACUAGAAACUCCCACUGGGAAACUUCUUGACCGUCCAAUAAAUGUCCUGUAUCCCCUUGAAGUUGAAGAUGAAGACGACCAUCUCGAACUUAAUAAUAAGGAAAGCACAAAAAUCCUGGAAACUGAACAAGAUACAGGGAAAUCCCAGGAACCCAUUGCAAUUCGAACUAGAAGCAGCACGAAACGAAAACUUCAAUCAAAAGCUGCGAGUUUGUUGCUACAAAGAAGUGACGUGACAGAAAAAAGGGUAGACGGGAGAUUAUUGAUUGCCCCGUGUAAGUCCGAUUCACUUAAUCUAAAGAUUAUUGAAUUCAAAGGCGGAUUAAUAAGCAAACUUGAAAUUGAUAGAAUUAAUGCGGCAUUAGAAGUACUGGCUCAGAAUCAGCAGCUGAUCAAUCCAAUUCUCAAGCCACGAGAAACAUCGAAUGUUUGGAACGAACUCAGUCAACAAGGACAAGAAUUAUCAGAACAGUUCAUGGAAGAAUUCGAAAGACGACA
Molecule: messenger RNA, 773 nt
Organism: Acanthocheilonema viteae
Lineage: Eukaryota; Metazoa; Nematoda; Chromadorea; Rhabditida; Onchocercidae
Source: the annotation of a GenBank genome assembly